Messenger RNA from Schistosoma bovis, 792 nucleotides. Lineage: Eukaryota; Metazoa; Platyhelminthes; Trematoda; Strigeidida; Schistosomatidae. The record is from the annotation of a GenBank genome assembly.
AUGUCAUCAGAACUUGAACCGCAUAUAUUGAAACGUUAUGAAAUUGAGAAGAGAAUAGGAAAAGGUGCAUAUGGAAUCGUAUGGAAAGCGAUCAAUCGAAAGACAAAAGAAGUUGUCGCUCUGAAAAAAAAUUUCGAUGCAUUUCGUAAUCAAACAGAUGCUCAAAGAACAUUUCGUGAAAUUGCAUUUUUACAAGCGUUUGGUAAUCAUCCAAAUAUUAUUGGUUUAUACAAUGUAAUACGAGCUGAAUGUGACAAGGAUAUCUACUUAGUAUUUGAAUACAUGGAGACAGAUUUACAUAAUGUAAUUCGUAAAGGGAAUAUUUUGAAAGAUAUACACAAACAAUAUAUUAUGUAUCAGUUAUUUAAAGCAACUGCAUAUUUACAUUCUGGGGAAGUGAUUCAUCGAGAUUUAAAGCCAUCAAAUGUUCUACUGGAUUCUGAUUGUUUAGUAAAAUUAUGUGAUUUUGGUUUAGCACGUUCAUUAAAAGGUCGUAAUAUGAAAUAUGAUAAUGGUAAUGGUAAAAUCAAUUGUAAAACAUUACUACCUGCAUUAACUGAAUAUGUAGCAACACGUUGGUAUCGUGCACCAGAAAUUCUAUUAGCAUGUCAUGAUUAUACAAAAGGUGUUGAUAUAUGGAGUUUAGGUUGUAUAUUAGGUGAAAUGUUAAUUGGUACACCAUUAUUUCCUGGUACAUCAACAUUAGAUCAAAUUGGACGUAUUAUGGCUGGUUUACCAAAAUUAAGUAGAGAAGGUAAAGAGUUUUAUAUUGAACAAUUAAUUAUUGAUUAA